AUGGGGCUGGCGGACAAGCCCCCCGCCGUGCACCUCCCCGACGACCCUUCCCCUCGCCACCCGCCACCAUCUGACCAUUCCCCUGCUGCUUCCCCCUCCGCCAACCCGUCCCCCUCUUCCCUUCGCCCGGGCGUAGCGACGGGCCGGGGGGUGGGCAUCGUGCCGCUGCCCAAGUUCCCCUCGCGCCUGGACCGCACUCCCGGGGACGCGUCGGGCACAAGCCGCCACAUGAACCGCACGCACUCCGCGCCGCCGCAGGAGCUGGCGGAGGUUUCCGUCGACCGCGCGCUCGAGCUCCCCGCCGUGCGCUCCCCUUCCUCCUCCUCCGGCCUCAAGCCGCCCCCGGGGGCGGCAUUCCGCGGGCGCAAGGACGGGGGGUCGACGCGCCCCCAGCGGACGAGCUCGGGCGGCAACGCGGUGAUGCGCAUGGCGAAGAUUGCGGAGGACCACGACCCCACCAAGGCCGCUGCGCACCCGCCAGCCCCCGCCUCCCCCUCCGCCCACUCCGCUGGGCUAGGCGGCCCCUCACACAACGGCAGCCCGCCUGCUGAUGACGAGCGCAGGGACGGGGGGAGAGAGGGCGGGGUGGUGCAAGGGGAGGGGGAGAAGGAGGGGUCGCCACCGCGCAUGGAUGUUCUGCUCAGGCGAUUCGAACAAGGCACGCAGCAUCUGGGCACGCUCCUCUGGGGCAACGAGUCGUCCCCUCUCGCCGACAUCCACCCGCCGUCCCCUCCACCCAAGCCCGCCACGCCAGCAGCAGCGUCCCCGCAGGCGCGCCCGCCCGUGUUCCCGGCGUCGUCCAGCAUCUCGGGCUCCCCCCCCAACCCCAAGCCCCCCCACCCGCCCGUUGACACCAAGGCCGCCAUCCGCCUGCGCUUUGCGGGGGAGAGGGCGCGCGGGGCGGCGGGGCUGCUGUUCAUGGGCAAGGCCAGCCGCCGCACGCUCUCCGUCAGCAGCGCGCCCUCCUCCUGCUCCGUGCUCUCCACCGCCUCCGCCUCCUCCGCCCCCGCCCCCGCCGACCCCCAGUCGCCCCCGCAUGAGGGCGGCCCGGGCAGGACGCGGCACAUGCACACGGCGUCGCGGGCGUCGGUGGCGAACUCGCUGUUUGACGACCCCAUGCUGGACGCCAUCUACGCCGACGAGGAUGACGAGGACGAGCCCCAUGACUCGGACCACGAGGGCGAGGACCAGUCGGACGAGGGGUGGGUGGCGCGUGGCGACAGCAUAGCGGAGGGCAGGACGAGCUCCAUCCACCUGGGCAGUGGGCGCCUGGGCAGCAUGCGCUAUGGCGAGGGCGCAGAGGACGACUGGGGCGUGGAGGUGGAGCGCGAGGCCAGCACCAUGCGCGCGCUGGUGCAGCAGAUCUCCCACCGGGGCGGCCUCGAGGACUGCCUCGCCAGCUAUGCGGGCAUGCGCAUGGAGGUGGUGCGGAGUGCAGUGAAGGAGGCGGACGUGCAGCUGGCAGUGAGUGCGGGUGCGCUGGAGGGGCAGGCGUGGGGCGCCGUGGAGCCCAUGUUCAAGACCUGGCUCUCGCAGGCCCACUCCCUGGUGUUGGUGCUGGUGCAGCGGGAGCGCGCGCUGCUGGCGGCCAUAUUCAAGGACAUCCCGUCCUUUGCGCUCUCCGCACCGCCCGGCCCCGCCAAGCCAGCGCUGGCGCGCCUGCCAUCGCUGGCGGCGAAGCUGCCGACGCCGACGGCGCUGCUGGCGGACAUCAUGGUGGAGGCGGGGCUGCUGACGGCGCUCUUCCACCUGCGCGCCAGCGCCAGCGCGCUGCUGCACACGGCGCCCGCGCCCGAGAAGAUCUUCGUGCUGCUCGACAUGUACUGGCUGCUGCGCUCCACCACCCACAAUAUGAGGGAGGUGGCGCCGGCGAGUCUGGCGGAAGCGUGGGCGGCGCUGCCAGGCAGGGCAGCGGAGGCGGCGACAAAGAGCUUGGCGGAGCUGCAGGCCAUGCUGGAGCAGGGCUGCAAGGCGCCGCCCGCCCCCACCCCCAAGAGGUCCCUCGGCGCCCGCCUCAGGCUGCCUCGGCCGGGGCGCAAGAAGGCGCAGGAGGUGCAGGAGGGGGCGCCGAGCAGUGUGGCGGUGCACCCCGUGACCAGCUACGUCGUCAACUAUCUCCAGCAAUUCCAGGACAGGUCGCAUGCGGGCAGCUACGGGUGCAUAUUGGAGGAGGCACUGAGGGAGUUUGAGGAGGGGGCGAGUGUGGAGCGCGAGACAGGGCGGCUGCUGGAGGGCGUGCAGGCCAACAUUGAGGUGAAGGGGCGCGCAUGCCCGUCCGACAUCACGUGCGCCAUCUUCCUCAUCAACAACCUCCACUACCUCCUCUCCUUCGCGGAGAGGCACCAGCACCCGAGCGCCGUGGCAUUGAGUGCAGCGCUCGAGAAGCACACCGACACCUUUGUCAGCAUUGCACUCAAAAGGAUUCUGGACGCACUGGGGCCGGGCGACAGCAACAGCAUCGACGACAACGAAGUCAUCAGGAGGCUGCGUGUGUUCAACGCGGCGUUUGAGGAGCUGGCGCUGGAGCAGAAGGACUGGAGCUUCACCAACGAUGACUGCCGUCGCACCAUGCGCCAGCGCCUCGCCUCCACCGUGCGCUCCACCUACGCCAAGUUCCUGCUGCCCCACAGGGAGGACCUGUGCACGAUGCCGACGUACCACUGGGCGCCGGACGGCGUGGAGCGUCUCAUGCAGAAGUCGUUCCUCUUCAACAGCACACUGCUGCCCUUCUCCACCUCCCUCUAG
Closterium sp. Yama58-4 is the source of this 2745-nucleotide messenger RNA. Lineage: Eukaryota; Viridiplantae; Streptophyta; Zygnematophyceae; Desmidiales; Closteriaceae. The record is from the annotation of a GenBank genome assembly.